AUGGAGGCUGGCGGAGAAAUCUUGAAUAUGUGGAACGGGGUAUUGGUCAGGGUAUGGUAACGCAAUUAAGACCACGAUAGUCCCCGCAUGGACGCCAGUCCCCAGGUUGAGAUUUGGGAACCAUGUGAAGUGGAGAGGCCCAAGAACUACUGGAGGGGCGGAUAAUUCCCUUGUCCAACAUAUGUUGAAACUCAUCUUUAGCGAUCUUCAGUCGUUCUGGUGGAAGGCGCCGGGGUCGAGAAGAGCAAGGUGGUCCUCGCGUAAGGAUGUGGUGGGCGACAUUGUGCGUAACAGCAGUUUGCUUGGUUGUUGGUCUGGUAAUGUCUGGAUACUCGCCGAGGAGUGUCGUGAAAGGAGUUGGAGGGAAAGGAGCAAAGACAGGACUAAGAGCUGGUAUUGGCGAAGUAAUACCGUUAACACGAAGGUGGGUUACUGCGUCAAUAAGGAUGCGUGUGCGUAUGUCAACGAGAAGGUUGAAAUGGCGAAGAAAAUCAGCGCCGAUGAUGGCGUGGUUGACGUCUGCGAUGGUGAAAAUCCAGGGAAAGGAUCGUCGAAGACAGAGGUUGAUGGUUAA
Molecule: messenger RNA, 574 nt
Organism: Paramuricea clavata
Lineage: Eukaryota; Metazoa; Cnidaria; Anthozoa; Malacalcyonacea; Plexauridae
Source: the annotation of a GenBank genome assembly